UAGCCACACGAGGACCUUGCCCCUACGCUCUCGACCUCUCCAGAGUUCGCCAAUCAGCCGGAGGACCAAGCCCCUGCACUGCACCCAACUCUCUAUCCGCCUCGCCGGAGGACAGCCGCCGCCGCCACCGCCGCCGCUUGCGCCCUGAAGAUGGACGCCGUGGGCGCCCGCCUCAGCCGCUCCUCCACGCGGUACGGCCCCGUCGGCAGCAGCAACGCCUCCUUCAGCGGGACCGUCAGGAAGUGGCGCAAGGCGUGGGCCCCACUCGCUGGCGGGGCCAGCGGCGGCGGCGGCGGUGGCGCGGGAUCCGCCUCCGCCGGUAUGGGCCCCAUUGGGUGCCCCAGGGGCAACAAGAUGGUGCUGCUCAAGUGGGCGCCGGUGAACGGCGCCGGCGCCGACGACGGUAACGGUACCGGCAAGGAGGUCGCCGCGGCCGCCACCAGGCGGCGAUACGUUCCGGCUUUGCCGCAGAACCCUACCAGAAAAAGUGGCAGCACCGAGCUAAACUUGAACCUUGGUUUGGAAGAUCCAGAUGAUGACAGCGAUGCUGAUUUGAGCGCAGACGAACAACCUGACUCGAGCAGCACCCCGCGUUCAGAAAACCGUCUGAAGAGGAAAGUGUUUUAACUGUCGACCUCGGAGAUUAGAAUCUAAGGAGCUACUCCAUAUAGCACAGGAGUUCUGAACCAUCUGAACGUGAGUGCGUUUGCAGCCGUAACCUUAUUAGUGCCUCUUCUGGGGCAUGUAGCUUGUAUCAGAAACCCUCCCUUCUUAUUUAGUAAAGACGCACUGAUGUUGUUUCGUCCUAAUGGGAAUGCUUAUCACCUUGUUAUUCUUCUUGUAUAAAUUGUCAUGAAGUUAUGAGGGAACUGGCAAUGUACCAGCUUGUUUUGUAGCUUUUGUUA
Molecule: messenger RNA, 905 nt
Organism: Lolium perenne
Lineage: Eukaryota; Viridiplantae; Streptophyta; Magnoliopsida; Poales; Poaceae
Source: RefSeq, a predicted model, not a curated record